This is a messenger RNA of Clupea harengus (Atlantic herring), 1608 nucleotides long. RefSeq names its product WD repeat domain 74 (gene wdr74). NCBI's taxonomy places the organism in Eukaryota, Metazoa, Chordata, Actinopteri, Clupeiformes, Clupeidae. Gene Ontology annotation, cellular component: nucleolus; preribosome, large subunit precursor. Gene Ontology annotation, molecular function: protein binding. Gene Ontology annotation, biological process: ribosomal large subunit biogenesis. The record is from RefSeq and is a predicted model, not a curated record.
UAUGCUUCUCCUGAAAUAUCCACGAAGAAGUAAUGUACCGUGUACCGUAGUUUGUUUUGUGCGUGUUAGGUACUUGUCAUCCUCUAGACUAAGAAACGGGAGUUAAAAUGGUUUCUAAUAGCCUGGAUUGUUCGAUAUGGGUCGGCUCCGAAACUGGAAUACUGAAAGGGAUAAGUUUAAAAAAGAAGCAAGCUUUCAACUUCUGUGAGAUGAGUUGUCUGAGUCGAGACCAGGAAGUUUGUGCUCUGGGAUGGGGAGAUCCACAGGAGUCAGAGGUACUAGUAGGCUGUGCCAAUGGUGUGGUGAAAACGUUCAGCACAGAAAAGGGCAUUUUCACAGAGACUAGGGAAUGUGGGGACCACACACAGGGCAAGUUCACUGGCCUGGCUGUUACUGACAGUGCUCUGGUCACCUGUGUGGAGUCAGGACUAUUAAAGGUCUGGAAGGAGGGUAGCACUGACACGGUUGAGAUGAAUGCGGGAGGUGGCGUGUGUCGAAUGCGACAGAACAAAUCACAGCGCAGUCGAGUGGCCACGGGAGGGAAGGAAAAUCCACUGAAAGUAUGGGACCUUGAGAGACCAGACAAGCCCAUUUUUAUAGCCAAAAACGUGGCACAAGAUUGGUUGGACUUGAGAGUACCAAUUUGGGUCAGAGACAUAGCCUUCAUCCCAGACUCAGACAAGAUCGUUACAUGCACAGGGCAUCACCAGGUGCGGGUGUAUGACCCAUCUUCCCCUCAGAGGCGGCCGGUCCUGGAGGCGAAGUUUGGGGAGUAUCCGCUGACUGCUCUCGCUCUGCCGGCCAGCGGGGGAUCAGUGGUGGUGGGGAACACACAGGGACAGCUGGCCAUCUUGGACCUGCGAAAAGGCCUGGUGCGUGGGUGUCUGAAGAAUUUGGCAGGGGGCGUUCGGGGGCUGGAGUGUCACCCAACACUCCCCCUAGUGGCCUCCUGUGGUCUGGACCGCUUCCUGAGAGUACACAACCUCGAGGACCACAAACUACAGCACAAGGUGUACUUGAAGUCAAGACUCAACUGUGUGCUGCUCUCCAGUAGUUGUUUGGAGCUUAGUGGAGAAGACCUGUCUGGGGACGUGGAGGAGGUCAAACAGGAGGGAGAUGCCGAAGAGGAUGAGGUGUGGGACGCCAUGGAAACGGUGACGGAUAAAACGAAAAAACGCGCUAAUGAAGAGCCAGAAGCAGUUGUCACAGAGGCAGAGUCGAAGAAGAAAAGAAAAAUGGCAAAGAAAUGACUGAAAAUGGACGGGAAAGACAGAACUAUACAUGAUGAAGAGAAACCAAACCAUGCAUAGAUUUUUCACGUAUUUUGAAACUGAUGGCUAGCAUCUCCAGAUUCUUUACUAUACCUAACCCUUCAUGUUAUUAAAUAUGAGUGGAAUGGAAUCUUUGUUGUGACUUGGUCAUUCAAGUGGUAUAACUCCACUCUGCUCUGCUUGUUUUCCUCUGUAGGAAUCAGGCAGGUAUCAUACUGUAGUCAUACUGAAAUGAUGAGCAGGAUUUAAAAGACUGCAAUUCUCUGCUGUCAUCUAUUUACAUGAACUGUACUAUGACAUAUGUACGUGUAAAUAUACUCUGUAUUACCUUUUAAAA